Durio zibethinus is the source of this 1683-nucleotide messenger RNA. RefSeq names its product cytochrome b561 and DOMON domain-containing protein At5g35735-like. The record is from RefSeq and is a predicted model, not a curated record. Lineage: Eukaryota; Viridiplantae; Streptophyta; Magnoliopsida; Malvales; Malvaceae.
UACACACUCUUUAAAUACUCACAUGUCCUUCCUGACUUCUUCCCACUUCCCUGAUCCUUUCCAUCUCUAAUUUAUUAGGAAAUAGAACUCUAUAUAAAUCUCUGUUGUUGGCUUAAGACACCAAAUUGCCUUGGGAAACAAUUUUUCUGGAACAUCGAUCCUGGAAACCUUUUUUCUCUCCAAGCCCCAAGGUACGCAAUUCAGUUUCGACAUGGAGAAAGCCUGGAAAAUUGUCCUGUUUUCCUGCCUGGUGGGUUCUUUGUUGGCUUCAUCGUCUGCCCAAACCUGUCUUACCCAAACCUUUUCCAACAACAAGCAAUAUGCCAACUGCAGCGAUCUUCCAGCCUUGAACUGUUACCUCCACUGGACGUAUGAUCAGGCAGCUGGCACCCUUGAUAUUGCCUUUAGACACACUGGCACCACCUCAUCAAGAUGGUCAGCAUGGGCUAUCAAUCCCGAGGGACCAAGAAUGUUGGGUUCCCAGGCUUUGGUUGCCUUUGUCAACUCCAGUGGCGUUGCUCACGCAUUCACGACAUCAAUUGACACCAUGAGCCCUUCCAUGCAACAGAGUGAUUUGAGCUUUGCGGUUCCAAACCUUUCAGCAACCUUUGAGAACAAUGAAAUGACGAUAUUUGCUGUUCUGAGAAUCUCCGAGAGUUUGUUAUCUACCAGCCAGGUUUGGCAGGAAGGUCCUGUGGAUAACGGCCAACCUGGGAUUCAUCCGACUAGUGGAGCCAACCUUCAAUCCGCUGGAAGUGUCAAUUUCCUUACUGGACAAUCUGGAGGGAGUGCAUCUGGUUCAAGAACUAGAAGAAGAAAUGUUCAUGGAGUACUGAACGCGGUCAGUUGGGGAAUCUUGAUGCCGUUGGGAGCCAUGUUCGCUAGGCACAUGAAAGUGUUCAAGUCUGCAAACCCGGCAUGGUUUUAUCUCCAUGUUGCUUGCCAAUCUUCGGCCUAUAUUGUUGGUGUUGCAGGAUGGGCAACUGGCAUUAAGCUCGGCAGCGAUUCUCCUGGAAUCACACAGAAUCCCCACAGGAACAUUGGCAUUACCCUCUUCUGCUUCGGAACUCUUCAGGUCUUUGCAUUGCUUCUGAGGCCAAACAAGGAUCACAAAUACAGAUUCUAUUGGAAUAUCUACCACCAUUCCAUUGGUUACUCUGUCAUCAUCCUCAGCAUCAUCAACAUUUUCGAGGGUUUCGACAUCCUUCAACCCGAAGACAAAUGGAAGAGAAUUUACAUUGGCAUUCUCAUAUUUUUGGGUAUUACCGCCACUUUGUUGGAAGCAUUCACUUGGUACAUUGUUCUCAUGAGGAGGAAGAGAGGGUCAGACAAGCACUCUCACAGCAUGAAUGGAGCCAACGGAGUGAAUGGAUAUGGUGCCAGUGGACACAGCGUAUGAUAAUUUUUUUGGUUAGGAUAUUACCCAUGAGCUUAGGAUGUUUUGGAUGACUCCCAUUUGUUAUUACAGCUUAUUGUUUGUUUGUUUUUUUUUUGGUUGUGUUGUAGUUAUGCUGUGAUCUAUGAGUUAUACACUAUAGUUUUGGCAUGUAUAGAUCAACAAUCCUUUUCUGUCUUGACUCCAUUUUUCUUUCAAUUCGUUUAUUGUUGUUUUUUGAUUCGGCUACACAUGUUGGGCUGCGGAAAACUAAACAACAAAAUUGAAAUAUAAGCCAAUAAGGGUUG